GUGGUCCCGUGCCGGGCUUCAGCGCCGUGAUAGCCAGUGACAUCCCCCUGGGGGGGGGCCUCUCCAGCUCGGCCGCUCUGGAGGUGGCUACUUACACCUUCCUCCAGCAGCUCUGCCCGGAUGAUGGUGAUUUGGCAGCCAAGGCGCUGGCGUGCCAGAAAGCGGAGCACACAUUUGCCGGCAUGCCCUGCGGGAUCAUGGACCAGUUCAUAUCUGUGAUGGGCAAGGAAGGCCACGCGCUGCUCAUUGACUGCAGGUCCCUGGAGACCAUCCUCGUCCCGCUGACCGAUGCCAGCUUGGCCGUCCUCAUCACCAACUCCAAUGUGCGGCACGCGCUGACGGGCAGCGAGUAUCCCACGCGCCGGCGGCAGUGCGAGGAGGCGGUGGCGGCGCUCG
This is a messenger RNA of Fulmarus glacialis (Northern fulmar), 396 nucleotides long. It is a transcript of the gene GALK1, whose product is annotated as galactokinase 1. The transcript has 3 exons. Gene Ontology annotation, molecular function: ATP binding; galactokinase activity. Gene Ontology annotation, cellular component: cytosol. The record is from RefSeq and is a predicted model, not a curated record. The annotation marks the transcript as partial. Gene Ontology annotation, biological process: galactose metabolic process. NCBI's taxonomy places the organism in Eukaryota, Metazoa, Chordata, Aves, Procellariiformes, Procellariidae.